Messenger RNA from Erigeron canadensis, 1625 nucleotides. RefSeq names its product squalene synthase-like. The record is from RefSeq and is a predicted model, not a curated record. Lineage: Eukaryota; Viridiplantae; Streptophyta; Magnoliopsida; Asterales; Asteraceae. The transcript is spliced from 14 exons. Bases 162 to 1421 code for a protein of 419 amino acids. Gene Ontology annotation, cellular component: endoplasmic reticulum membrane. Gene Ontology annotation, biological process: farnesyl diphosphate metabolic process; lipid biosynthetic process. Gene Ontology annotation, molecular function: squalene synthase [NAD(P)H] activity.
CAUACAACACUUGACAUCCAUUUCCACAUACAACCAAAAAAGAAUAAAAAAAGAAAAAAAACCAGUUGGCAAAAUAUAUAAAAGCCAGCGAAGGCAGCCAUUUUACAGAGAUUCAAUUUUAGAUCAAAAAAGAAAAGAAAAAGAAACGAAAAGAAAGGAAAAUGGGGAGUAUAAUGAAGGCAGUAAUAAAGAAUCCAGAUGAUUUCUUUCCAUUAUUGAAGUUGAAAAUCGCAUCAAAGAAAGCCGAGAAACAGAUCCCAACGGAACCGCACUGGGGUUUUUGUUACUCUAUGCUGAUUAAGGUUUCUAGAAGCUUCGCUCUCGUUAUUCAACAACUCAAUCCCCAACUUCGUGACGCUGUGUGCAUUUUUUACCUGGUUCUUCGUGCUCUUGACACCGUUGAGGAUGAUACAAGCAUACCUGCUGAUAUUAAAGUACCUAUUCUGAAGGCCUUUCAUCAACAUAUCUAUGAUCGAGACUGGCACUUUGCAUGCGGUACAAAGGAAUACAAGGUUCUCAUGGACCAGUUCCACCAUGUCUCUACUGCCUUUCUAGAGCUUAAGAAAGAUUAUCAGGAGGCAAUAGAGGAUAUAACCAUGAGGAUGGGUGCAGGGAUGGCGAAGUUUAUAUGUAAAGAGGUUGAGACAACUGAUGAUUAUGAUGAAUAUUGUCACUAUGUUGCGGGGCUUGUUGGAUUAGGGUUGUCAAAGCUCUUCCAUGCUUCGGGCACAGAGAAGUUGUUUCCAGAUUCCAUCUCCAAUUCAAUGGGUUUAUUUCUCCAGAAAACAAACAUUAUCAGAGAUUAUCUGGAGGAUAUAAAUGAGAUACCCAAGUCACGCAUGUUUUGGCCUCGUGAGAUCUGGAGUAAAUAUGUGAAUAAACUAGAGGACCUGAAGUAUGAAGAGAACUCCGAGAAGGCCGUUCAGUGUCUGAAUGAUAUGGUGACAAAUGCAUUAAUCCACAUUGAAGACUGUUUGGAGUAUAUGUGUCAGUUGCGUGAUCCAGCCAUCUUCAAAUUUUGUGCUAUACCUCAGAUUAUGGCAAUCGGAACACUAGCUUUAUGCUACAACAAUGUUGAAGUGUUCAGAGGUGUUGUGAAAAUGAGACGUGGUCUUACAGCAAAAGUAAUUGAUCGGACUAAAACAAUGGGAGAUGUGUACCAGGCUUUUUAUGAUUUUUCUUCUAUUCUCAAGUCCAAGGUCGACAUGCAUGAUCCUAAUGCCAAAACAACAAUCACCAGGAUAGAAGCAGCUCAGAAGAUCUGCAUGGACUCGGGCACCUUUAGUAACAGGAAAUCUUACAUAGUUAAGAACGAGCCAAGCUACAGUCCAGCUCUAAUUGCUCUGCUUUUCAUCAUAAUGGCCAUCAUUUUUGCAUAUCUUUCUGCUAAUCGACCCAAUAAAAUCAAAGUCACUUUGUAAGAAUCUUGUGAUGACCUAGAGCGGGAAUAAACCAAGUAAUGAAAUGUAAAAGGUAAUGCUAUUGUAUGAUGCUUCUUAUCUCUAUGUAUGUGUUAUGGUUAGUAUCACUUGGUGGUAGAAUAUUGUUGUAUAUGAAAGUUGCCAUCGCUGUAAAUCUCAUUUGAGAUUUAUUAUGUGGAAUAUGAACACAAAUUUGAACACUUA